Sparassis crispa is the source of this 1239-nucleotide messenger RNA. Its product is annotated as Protein phosphatase 2C homolog 4. Gene Ontology annotation, biological process: protein dephosphorylation. Gene Ontology annotation, molecular function: cation binding; protein serine/threonine phosphatase activity. The record is from RefSeq and is a predicted model, not a curated record. The transcript is spliced from 8 exons. The coding region runs from base 1 to 1239 and encodes 412 amino acids. NCBI's taxonomy places the organism in Eukaryota, Fungi, Basidiomycota, Agaricomycetes, Polyporales, Sparassidaceae.
AUGGCUUUUCGACUUUGGCACUCCUUCCAGUCUCCCGUACUCACAAAAUCCAGACCACGUACCUUCGUACAGAAGAACAUCGCCCGCUAUCAUGACUAUAUCCGCUUCUCGACCCCAGGAGGCUCCGCACGUCUCCUCCUCAAUAACCCCAAAAUCAUAGGUGUCGCUUCAUCUCGUGGAGAGCGACUGACCCAGGAGGACUUCUACUCCUUCGUCUCUCUCUCGCUUAACCCCGAGGAGCUCCGUCUAAGUCUCAAGAAGUCUUUCCAAAUAGACUGGGAUCCGUCAGCACUGCCAGACGCCUUAGCUCGUCAGGUCCUCUUCGUGGGCAUAUACGACGGUCAUGGCGGUUCCACGGUGUCCGGAUUUCUCCGCCAGGAAUUGCACGGUCUCUUCGAGAACGUAGACAAGUCACAAAUACCUGAGCUAUUUGCUUGGGCCAAGGAACUCGGCGGGUACUUCAAGCGGUUCAAGGGCGGCGCCCUGGCCCCUUGGAUACGACCUAGUUCACCCGAUGCCAGUCAAGAGCUGGACUUGGAAGCACGAGCAACCUUGGCGUUCUUUGAGGUAGACAGGAUGCUCGCAAUAGAGAACGCGGCCAAGGAGUGCGGCGCAACAGCUUCUGUAGUCCUCCUCCAAUCCCUCGACAACUCCGCCACACCUUUCUUCGCGUCAGAGAAGAUAGCGCUCACCGUCGCACAUGUGGGUGACACGCGUGUAUUGUUGUGCUCGAUGGACGGAGGCAAGUUCAUCCCCAUGACCGAAAACCACCAUGCCGACGCACGUGUGGAGACUGCGCGGCUCCGCAGGAUGAUGGUCAGCAGCCUGAUCGCAGACUCCUUUGGCGAGACACGGUGGAUGGGCGCGUUGGCCAACACACGCAGUCUCGGUGACAUGAAAUUCAAGCCCUACGGGGUGACCCCGGAGCCGGAAGUGCGCACGCAUCUCGUACAGGGCGGCGAAUUCUCGCACAUCACGCUCCUCUCCGACGGUGUGUCGUCCGUCGUGUCUGACGACGAGAUUACCGACCUCGCACGCGGCGCGCUCAGCCCGCGCCAUGCGGCACAGCGCAUCCUCGCGUACGCAGAGGAGAUGGGCAGUGAGGACAACGCGACGGUCAUCGUCGUGCCGCUCGCGGGGUGGGGGAAGGUGAGCGGCGAAGACAAAACGCGCGAGCUCCGCGAGUACAGACGCCGCAAUAUGGUAGGUAGCGAGCGGCAGAAGGAGAGGUGGAUGUGA